Molecule: messenger RNA, 441 nt
Organism: Drosophila navojoa
Lineage: Eukaryota; Metazoa; Arthropoda; Insecta; Diptera; Drosophilidae
Source: RefSeq, a predicted model, not a curated record
AAAAGUGAACAUGUUGCGACAUGCUUGGCUCUGGGCAUUGCUGUCGCUGAUAACGGUCAGAGGCGCGGACGUUGAUAACAUUCCAAAGAUUUUGGAUAAAUGUAGAAAUAGAUGUCAGUGCUGGUUCCGGAACGGAACAUCCCUGGAAUUACUAAGCUCAGCGAAUUGCUUGAACUUCUGUGCGGAUGAUCAUACGAAGCCCUGCUUCGACUGGGUCAAGUGCAUUACAAAAGGCGACAACUGUCAAGUAUUUUGCAGUUCAUUAGCGUAUAACUGUAUAGCGCGGGACUAUGUUGUCAAGGAUGCCAAUGGAUCGGGCAAUCUCAAAUGGCUCGCCUACAUUGGUUAUGCUCUGCUUGGGCUGCUGUGUGUUUUAGGCAUAAUUAUUCUCGUUGUGAAGAGGAAGAAAUUCUUUUAAACGCAAUCAAUUUAUUUAUUAAU